AUGCUGUUGUCAAAUAUACGAUGUUGUAGCUUGAAGUUGAACUUCAAAAGCGCCGUUAACAAUCGAAUAUCCCACACUUGUAUUGUGAAUACUAGACUCUAUUCCGAUGUUAACAAGCCAUCUUUUGAAGAUCAUCGUACUAUAGCUCAAAGACAGAAGCUUUAUAUAACAGACCCAAAAUCACCUGGUUCUAUAUUUUUUCUACCACAUGGGGCGCGUGUGUAUAAUCGACUUGUAGAUUUUUUAAAACUACAGUAUCGUUUAGAGGGGUUUGAAGAGGUUAUGACACCUAUAAUCUAUAAGAAAGACUUGUGGGAACGAAGUGGACAUUGGCAAAACUAUGAAAAAGAGAUCUUUCGUGUGGAGGGAAGCAAAAAGGUUGAAGAAACUGAGGAAGAAAAGAAUGCUGUCUAUGGGUUAAAGCCUAUGAACUGCCCUGGUCACUGUUUAAUAUAUUCUCAUACUGAACGAUCUUACAGAGAUUUACCCCUUCGUUUUGCAGAUUUCAGUCCUUUACACAGAAAUGAGGCUUCUGGGGCUCUUUCUGGAUUAACUAGGCUUCGAUGCUUCCAUCAAGAUGAUGGUCAUAUUUUCUGCGAACCCCAGCAGAUUAAAACAGAAAUAACGAAAACGCUUCAGUUUAUAAAGCACGUCUAUUCCCUAUUAGGUAUGACUAAAAUGAAAUAUUUUUUAAGUACACGACCUGAAGACUCGAUCGGUUCACUUGAAACUUGGAACUUGUCGGAAAACGCAUUAAAAGAAGCGUUGAAUGUCAACGAAGUACCAUGGGUGUUAAACGAAGGAGAUGGUGCCUUCUAUGGACCAAAGAUAGAUAUUAAUGUUGCAGAUGCUCGUGGAAAAUGGCACCAAACGGCAACCAUUCAACUCGAUUUUCAUUUACCUGAGCGAUUCAAACUGUACUAUCGCACAAAAGCUGGUGGCUCCUCAACCGUUGAAGAAAAUGAAAGUAUGCCUGUACUGGUACAUAGAGCUGUUUUUGGCUCCUUAGAACGAUUUAUGGGAAUAUUGAUAGAGCAUAUCAACGGUCACUGGCCAUUUUGGUUAAGUCCACGCCAUGCAGUUAUCCUGCCCGUUAAUCAAAGUCAACACGUAUUAGACUUUGCAAAAAAAAUUCAAAACGAACUUUCCGGUUCGAAUCAAGUUCAAUCGUAUUUCGCUCCCUUAAACCAAACCUAUUUUUACGUCGAUUUGCAAGCUGACGCCCAGUCUUUAGGAAAGAGACUACGCGAAUCUAGGCUUUUGAAUUAUAACUACGAGAUUGUAGUUGGUGAAAAAGAAGUUCAAGAGCAAGUUCUCAGUGUGACGGAUAGACAGAAUCGAAAACCUACUCAACGAAUGACGAUCAAUGAAUUGAGAAACACAUUUGAACAAAAGCUCAGCAACUAUGAGUAG
Schizosaccharomyces octosporus yFS286 is the source of this 1413-nucleotide messenger RNA. RefSeq names its product threonine-tRNA ligase. The record is from RefSeq and is a predicted model, not a curated record. Gene Ontology annotation, biological process: threonyl-tRNA aminoacylation. NCBI's taxonomy places the organism in Eukaryota, Fungi, Ascomycota, Schizosaccharomycetes, Schizosaccharomycetales, Schizosaccharomycetaceae. Gene Ontology annotation, molecular function: ATP binding; threonine-tRNA ligase activity. The transcript has a single exon. Gene Ontology annotation, cellular component: cytoplasm. The coding region runs from base 1 to 1413 and encodes 470 amino acids.